AUGAAGAAUGGCAAAAAACAAAAUGCUUUGUUAAAGUUUCCCUUAUUCCAUUUUGUGUCUUAUAACAUGGAAAAAGCCCUGAAGAAGCAUAAAAUCAAUGCUUAUUAUACAAGUAGAGGAAACCUCAAAGAUUUACUUAGUGGAUCAAAGGACAAAAUCCUACGAAAGAAAAAUCAGGAUUAA
This is a messenger RNA of Clunio marinus, 183 nucleotides long. Lineage: Eukaryota; Metazoa; Arthropoda; Insecta; Diptera; Chironomidae. The record is from the annotation of a GenBank genome assembly.